Molecule: messenger RNA, 753 nt
Organism: Agelaius phoeniceus (red-winged blackbird)
Lineage: Eukaryota; Metazoa; Chordata; Aves; Passeriformes; Icteridae
Product: NAD(P)(+)--arginine ADP-ribosyltransferase 2-like
Molecular function (GO): NAD+ poly-ADP-ribosyltransferase activity; NAD+-protein-arginine ADP-ribosyltransferase activity
Source: RefSeq, a predicted model, not a curated record
AUGGCUCUCCUGGCUCACACCCUGGCACUGCUGGCAAUGACCAUGGCCACGGUGGCCAUCAAGGUGGUGCCCCUGGACAUGGCCCAGGACUCCUUCGAUGACCAGUACUGGGGCUGCGGCCCUGCCAUGACCAAGGCAUUGCCAGCACUCUACAAAUUUGAGUUUCAGAAGAAUCCUCUCUUUGCCAAGACCUGGGUGAAGGCUGAGGCUGAGUGGCACAAGCGGGGCUCCCCUGUGUCCCCUCUGGCGUCCCCCAAGCAGGCCAUCGCUGUCAUGGCCUACACAAUGAAGUACCUAUACAAGGAGUUCAACGCAGCCGUGCACGUGGCUGGGCGCUCACACCAGGAAUACAGAAACAACUUCCACUUCAAAACGCUGCAUUUCCUGCUGACCCAGGCCCUGGUGACACUGAGGCAUGCUCAGAACGGGCAGUGUCGCCACGUGUUCCGGGGCGUGCGUGACGUUCAUUUCAAGGCACGACCAGGCCAGAGGGUCCGGUUUGGUCAGUUCACAUCGACGUCGCUGAGCAAAGAAGUUGCCCAGCAUUAUGGGACAGACACGAUUCUCCAGCUUCACACGUGCCAUGGUGUGGACAUCCAUGCUUUUUCCUAUGAUCCUAGCAGCCGAGAGGUGUUGAUCCCACCAUAUGAGACCUUUCAGGUCACCCAAGUCAUCUGGGAUGGGAAGAGGACAUGGAUGUGGCUCCGCUCUGCCGGGACCUUCAGCAAAUACAACUGCGAAUGGCACCACUGA